GCAGGCGUCCGGGCGCCCUACCUCCCCCCCCGGCCGGGCCCGGGCGCCCUUUGCCCCCAGGAGGAAUCAUUAACGGGGGGGGGGGGUGGAUCAUUAACAGGGGCCGAGAGGGCCCAGGCGUCCGGGUGACCUCCCCCCCCCACCGCCGCAGGGACCCAGGCGUCCGGGCCCUUUGCUCUAACCACUAGGCCUCAUUCCACCACCCCCACAGGGACCCAGGCGUCCGGGUGCUCCCCUCUGCCCCCCCCCCCAGGGGGCCCAGGCGUCCCGGCCAGGCCGGACUUCGCCCCCCGCCCCUCCCCCAGGGCUGGUGGCCCGGGGCCAGCGGGAGCCACCGUCCCCCCCCCCCCGCAGCCUCCGCUUGAGCCAGGUAGGGACGGGGGCCCCGGACGCCUGGGCCCCUCCCCGCUCGGGGUGGGGGGGGCACGUGGCCCGGACGCCUGGGCCCCUCUCCUGGGCGGGGGUUUGGGCCUGGACCCCGGCGGGAGGGGAGGGGUGGGUUAGAGCGGGGCCCCCAGAUGCCUGGGUCCCGUGACCAGGACGCCUGGGCCCCUCGUCCCAAACUCCCGGGUCCCUCGUCAUGGCCAACUUAGGUCCCUCAUCCCGGACGCCUGGGCCCCUUGUCCUGAACUCCCGGGUCCCUCAUCAUGGCCAGCUUAGGUCCCUCAUCCCGGACGCCUGGGCCCCUCGUCCCAGACGCCUGGGCCCGUCAUCCCGGACUCCUGGGUCCCUCGUCCCGGUCUCCUGGGCCCCUCAUCCCAAACGCCUGAAUCCCCUGGCCCGGAUGCCCGGGGGUCCCUCAUCCCGGACUCCUGGGCCCCCCGGGCGCCCGGUGGCAGGCGGCUCGCGCAGGCCAUGGGGGCGCCGGGGCCCCCGGACGGCGGCUGGGGCUGGGCCGUCGUCGCCGGCGCCUUCGUGCAGUCGGCGCUCGUCUUCGGCGUCAUCCGCUCGCUCGGCGUCUUCGUCGCCGCCUUUGCGGGGGCCUUCGGGGCGCCGGCCGGCGGCGUCUCCUGGGUGGCCUCGCUGGGCAUCGCCGUGCUCCAGCUCGGUGGCCCCCUGGGCAGCACCCUGAGCACCUGCUUCGGCACCCGCCCCGUGGUCAUGGCCGGCGGCUUCCUCUCGGGGCUGGGGCUCUUCCUGGGCGCCUUCGCCACCCGCCUGGCCCACCUCUACCUCAGCGUGGGGCUGCUGGCGGGCCUGGGCUGGGCGCUGGUGUUCACGCCCUCGCUGGCGGCCGUGGGCCGUUACUUCACGUCGCGGCGGGCCCUGGCCACGGGGCUGGCAGUGUCGGGCGCCAGCGUCGCCUCCUUCGCCCUGGGGCCCCUGGCGCAGCUGCUGAUGGAGGCCUACGGCUGGCGGGGGGCCCUGCUGCUGCUGGCCGCCAUCUCCCUCAACCUGGUGGCCACGGGGGCCCUGCUGCGGCCGCUGGUGCUCCCCGGCGAGGCGGCAACACCGCGGGGGCCCCGGUGCCGCCCGGCGCCGCCCCGGCUCCUCCGCCACGGCCCCUUCGUCCGCUACGUCCUGGCCUUCGUCCUGGUGGACGCUGGCUACUACGUGCCCUACGUCCACGCCGUGGGGCGGGCCCGCGAGCUGGGCUGCGACGAGUACCGGGCCGCCUUGGUGACAUCGGCGGCGGCGGCGGCCGACGGCGGCGGCCGCGUCUUCGCCGGCUGGUUGGCCGCCCGGCCCGGCGCCCGCUUGCUGCGGCACCUCUUCGCCUGGGCCUUCCUCACGGGGCUGGCCCUCCUCCUCCUCCCGCUGGGCACCUCCUACGCCGGCCUGCUGGCCCUGGCGCUGGGCUACGGGUUCUGCGCCGGCGCUGUCGUGCCCCUCCAGUUCUCCGCCGUGGCCGAGAUCGUCGGCGCCGGGCGCCUCCUCCACGCCAUCGGCCUCAUGCAGAUGUUCGAGAGCCUCGGCUCGCUGCUGGGCGCCCCGCUCGCCGGUUGGCUGCGGGACCUGAUGGGGAACUACACGGUCUCCUUCAUCGCCGCCGGCGCCUUCCUCGUGGCCGGCAGCCUCCUCCUCCUCACCCUCCCCGGCUUCUUCGGCACCUCCCCGGGCUCCGGCGGCAAAGAGGAGAGUCACGACCCGGCGGCCCCAACCCCUGGAGGCCCCGAGGCCGCAGCGGGCCCCCCUGUGCCGGGAGGCCCCGGGGUGAUCUAGAACCAGCUACGUUAAACCCGCUGCUCUCUGCAAAGCUCG
Dromaius novaehollandiae (emu) is the source of this 2202-nucleotide messenger RNA. RefSeq names its product solute carrier family 16 member 13 (gene SLC16A13). The coding region runs from base 856 to 2163 and encodes 435 amino acids. The transcript is spliced from 4 exons. Gene Ontology annotation, molecular function: monocarboxylic acid transmembrane transporter activity. The record is from RefSeq and is a predicted model, not a curated record. Gene Ontology annotation, biological process: transmembrane transport; monocarboxylic acid transport. NCBI's taxonomy places the organism in Eukaryota, Metazoa, Chordata, Aves, Casuariiformes, Dromaiidae. Gene Ontology annotation, cellular component: plasma membrane.